Galeopterus variegatus (Sunda flying lemur) is the source of this 3521-nucleotide messenger RNA. RefSeq names its product transmembrane protein 108 (gene TMEM108). The transcript has 4 exons. The annotation marks the transcript as partial. The record is from RefSeq and is a predicted model, not a curated record. Gene Ontology annotation, cellular component: endosome membrane; axon; early endosome. Lineage: Eukaryota; Metazoa; Chordata; Mammalia; Dermoptera; Cynocephalidae. Gene Ontology annotation, biological process: dendrite extension; postsynaptic density organization; retrograde axonal transport.
CUGCUCUCGGGUAUUUCACCUCUUCUCUCUGUCUCCUUCUCAAGGCUUCCUCCUGAUCUUGGCACUGACUGAAGCACUGGUAUUUGCCAUCCAGGAACCAUCUCCCAGGGAAUCUCUUCAGGUUCUCCCCUCAGGCACUCCCCCAGGCACCAUGGUGACAGUACCCCGCAGCUCUGCCAGACACUCCUCUGUGGUGACGCUGUCCCUCCAUCCUGAUGGACCCUCCUCACAGGCCGCAUCUCCCACAGCAACGACGACACCCCAUCCAGACGGGCACCCUCCUACAAACGCCAUCUCCACCAUCGUGGUGACAGCAACCACUCCCCAUUCUGAAAGCCCCCUGCCCACAGGGCCUCCUCCUGCUGCCAUGGCAACCACAUCCUCCCACUCAGAGGGCCGCCCCCCAGGGGAGGCUGCCCCCACCAUCCUGCUGGCAAAGCCAACAGGAGCCACCAGCCGUCCCACCACAGUGCACCCCCGGGCUACCACACGCAGGCCCCCCAGACCCCCUGGCUCUUCCCGAAAGGGGGCUGGGGGCUCCUCACGCCCUGUCCCACCUGCGCCCAGUGGACACUCUGGGAGGAAGGAAGGCCAGCGGGGACGAAACCAGAGCUCUGUUCAUCUGGGACAGAAGCGGCCCCUUGGGAAAAUCUUUCAGAUCUACAAGGGUAACUUCACAGGGUCUGUGGAGCCAGACCCCUCUGCCCUCACCCCCAGGACCCCACUGUGGGGCUACUCCUCCUCCCCACAGCCCCAGACAGUGGCCCUGACCACAGCGCCCAGCAGUACCUUGUGGGCACCACCUACCACCCUCCUGGUGCCUGCAGAGGACAAGCCAGGCCUUCCCAGAGUGGACCAGGAGGGUGAUCCCACCUUCACCAGCCAAGGAGGGGAGCCGGACACUACCGCAGCCUCAGGUGCCCCUGCCAGCCCACAGCCUGCCCCAGUGCCUUCUCAGCACCCCCGUGGUGACCCACAGGAUAGCCCCAGCCACAGUGACUCUGCGCUUACCGUCACCCCCAGCACCAACAGAUCUCCUUCUGCCAGCUCUGGGGUCUUCACGGCUGCCACCACCGGGCCCACCCAGGCUGCCUUUGACGCCAGUGUCUCAGCCCCUUCCCAGGGGAUUCCUCAGGGCACAUCCUCAACCCCACAGGCUCCAGCCCUUCCCCCCGGGAUCUCAGAAAGCACUGUUUCUCGAGCCGAGGAGGAGUCUGCAUCCACCCCCACCAUGACCGACAGGGUGCCCAGUCCUCUCUCCACAGUGGUGUCCACAGCCACAGGCAACUUCCUCAACCGUUUGGUCCCCGCUGGGACCUGGAAGCCUGGAAUGGCAGGGAACAUCUCCCAUGUGGCCGAAGGGGACAAACCCCAGCACAGAGCCACCAUCUGCCUGAGCAAGAUGGACAUCGCCUGGGUGAUCCUGGCCAUCAGCGUGCCCAUCUCUUCCUGCUCUGUCUUGCUGACAGUGUGCUGCAUGAGGAGGAAGAAGAAGACGGCCAACCCGGAGAACAACCUGAGCUACUGGAACAACGCCAUCACCAUGGACUACUUCAACAGGCACGCCGUGGAGUUGCCAAGGGAGAUCCAGUCCCUUGAAACUUCUGAGGAUCAGCUCUCAGAGCCCCGCUCCCCGGCCAACGGCGACUAUAGAGACACUGGGAUGGUCCUUGUUAACCCCUUCUGUCAAGAAACACUGUUUGUGGGAAACGAUCAAGUAUCUGAGAUCUAACUGCAGCAGGCUUCACUUUGCCAUUCCCUAUUUUUCAUUCUCUAAAUUAUAACUAUACAAAUAUAUAUAUUAUAAAUAUAACCUUUGUGUAACCCUGAAUUGAUGAGAAACAUUUUCAGCUUUUUUUCCUAAGAAUUGUCAACAUCUUUUUUAUAAGUGUGGUUUAAAAAAAAAAAAAAACUUUACAGAAUGAUCCGUGGCUUUAUAAAAUAAAGGUAUUUCUAAGCAAAGCAGUUGCACUGAUUGCUUCUCUCAAUAACUGUUCUGUUCUGAGCACUUGAGGAGCCCGGGGACCCGGGCAGGUGAGGUGAGAGACUGGCCUCCUGUAGAAGCUGAGUGUUGUGUUAAAAUGGUCAAGUGCAUGGUCCUUUGAGUGAUUCAUAAAGUUCUGCCUCCUCUUGAUUCAGUGUGACCUCAUUUCCUCCCUCGUGUUCACACCCCUGAAGGGAACUGGGCCACCUAGGAGAAGACAGCAGAGUCAUGCACAAAGCAGGAAAAGAAGACAUUGCAUCCCCCCCAGAGGACGCAUGCCCUGGAACCUCGCAAUGACACCACUGGAUGUUGAGUUUAAUUCCAUCCAAGUUAUGGACAGUGCACGGCCCUCAGGAAUCCACAGAGGACAUCAAAGCAUCCUAAAACCACGUCCCCCUAACAUCACACGCUUCCACCUGCUAACAACAGGACUGACUUUUUCUGGUGGAAAAAUGCUCCCUUGAAGCGCAUUCGUGCAUCCCCUCCAACACCCACAUCUGUGUUAAACACCGUGCCUUUCUCUCAAAGAUGGUCCAGAUGCGGGUCCCAGCCCCAGAGCUUAAGGAUGUUUGCUCUUCUUCAAGGAUCUGAUGCUUAUUGGGGUUUGGCUUUGUUUUCUCAAAAAGGGUUGGUAUUAUGCCCCUGAGGAACAUGUUUCUCUAAGAAGCCUUGAAGUGUAGAGCUGUAAUGUUUGAAACCUUCAUCUUGCAAUCUUAAAACACAAGACUGCCAAAGCAAAUCACUUGGGAGAAGACGUCCUCAUAUCCUUCCUUGGCGCUGCAGGCCUGCUUGCAGCAUUAGCUGAUGGACUCGCCGUCCAGCACCCGUGUCCCCACCCCCCUCACUGCUGCCCUCAUCCCUGUGCCUGGCACGGUCAACAGGGCUCAGACCCUCAGAGAUGCAAGGGGGGCUUCCAGAGAUGGCUGCUUCUCUUAUUUUUUUCCUAAUAGAUAGUGGCUGGGAGAGGUGAUAACUGCUUUGACGCUUCCUUUCUCGAAAAGAAAAAUAGUUUGAUAGUAUAUUUUGAAUAUAGAUGUUCUUAUAGUCAGACUGAAAAUUGAACUUGAAUGUUGAUUCAUUUGUUUGUGUUGUUGUGGUCUUUUUAUCAUGACUUUUUCCUUUCUUCCUGCCUUUUCCUUUAAAAAGAAAAAGAUGGCCUUCAAAACUGUGUGUCCUCAAUGUUGUAUGAACUUGCUUAACAUGAGUUCGGUUGCUGUCUCUCUCAAAGACCCUUCGACCCCCAAAGAAGCAGGUUAAGUGUUGCUCUGAGAUUCAUUUUCUAACGUGUUGUUGUCUGACCUCCUUAACCUUAUCAUGAUAUUUCUGUUAGCUAUUGUAUUUGAUAUAUCAAUGUGUGUGAGUAUAUAUAGAGAGAAAUCUGUAAAGUAAAAUUUAUAUAUAAUAUAUGUAUUCAAAGAUACAUAUGUUAUAUAUACAUAUGUGGAUGUAUGACUUAUUUUUCCUUAUACACAGAAUUCUGCUACCAUGUAUAUAUAAAUAAACUUAUUUUAUUAGCCAGAGGAUUAAGUUGCUAAUA